Molecule: messenger RNA, 1140 nt
Organism: Emys orbicularis (European pond turtle)
Lineage: Eukaryota; Metazoa; Chordata; Testudines; Emydidae
Gene: PTPN20
Product: protein tyrosine phosphatase non-receptor type 20
Exons: 9
Coding region: 1-1140 (379 amino acids)
Biological process (GO): protein dephosphorylation
Molecular function (GO): protein tyrosine phosphatase activity
Source: RefSeq, a predicted model, not a curated record
AUGUGCAGCAAGGAUUCAGAAAGUAAAUGCGGUUCACCCCUGCAAAGUCAAUCAACUGAACUGGAGUAUGGGGCAAAUGAAGACAGAUCACAGAAAUACUCCAGGUGUGAAAGCAGCCUUAGAACAGACAGUCAGGAGUCUGAGACUGACAGCUGGAUGAGUGAGGAAGAUGAAGUGGCCCGGAGGAUUUCCGUUCUAACCAGAGGCAGAACACUUGUUUCUGAAGACGAGCUGACUCAGCUGACUCACAUUAUGCCAUCGCUGACUGGGGUAGAUCUGAGGUCUCGUCUCAGAGUUCUGAUCCAGAACCUUCGGAGGCAGAUUGAAGAGCAAGAGAUCCUGAAAGAGUUUGUGGCUUUAGAACACAUGAAACCGCUCGAUGGCUGCCGAGUUGGGAAAGCGCCAGAAAACCGGGAGAAAAACAGAUACCGAGAUAUCCUUCCAUAUGAUGCGACACGGGUUCCUCUUGGAGCAACCAGGGGCUAUAUUAAUGCAAGUUACAUCCGAACGCAUAUUGGAGAAGAGGAACAUUUCUAUAUUUCAACACAAGGGCCUCUGCCUUGCACUGUGGCUGAUUUCUGGCAAAUGAUUUGGGAGAAUGAGUCAGAUGUGAUUGCCAUGAUGACGAAAGAAGUGGAGCUUGGAAAAGUCAAGUGUCACAGAUACUGGCCUGAACCUCCACAGGACUCGCUAGACCUCAGUGAAUUCCAUCUGAGGCUGGACAACUGCCAGAUCUUGGAAUAUUUUAUCAUCCGAAUAAUAGAAAUAAUUAACAAGCAGACAGGAGAGAGACGCUUCGUAAAACACUUGCAGUUUACCACUUGGCCAGAUCACGGUACUCCCAGACUGAUAGAGCAUCUCGUCAAAUUCAUUCGCUACAUGAGAAAAAUUCACCAGACGGGCCCCAUAACGGCCCACUGCAGCGCUGGGAUUGGAAGGAGCGGGGUUCUGCUUUGUAUUGAUAUUUUGCUGAGCUGCAUUGAAAAAGAUCUAUGUUUCAACAUCAAGCAGAUAGUGAGAGAGCUGAGGCAUCAGCGAUUUGGCAUGAUUCAGACCAAGGACCAGUACCUAUUCUGCUACGAAGUAGUGCUGCAAGUGCUGCAGAACAUUGAAACCAUGGAAUCCCGUCUCCUCCAAUAA